AUGAACUUUCAGCAUACAGCGUCGCUGUGGAUUCAUGGCACGACAUCUGUCGGGAAGUCGGAAGAUGCGAUACCCGUGAUCGAAAUCAGAGGGGAGGGCAAACCCAUGACUGCCGCACAAAUCCGACAUUUGGAAGAGCUCAGCAAUGGUGGCCCAUUAGAUAUCAAGGUCGAAAAUACAUGGGUUCCUGCGACGUGCGGAACGCCAGCACACCGAUUGGAUUUCGUCACAUUCCAUUACAAAGUUUUUGUCGAAGACGGCAAGAAAGUGUACCAGACUUACAAUGAACAGCCAGUAUCAAUGCAGCUGGGAGUCGGUAUGGCCAUGCCUGGAUUGGACAAGGGACUGAAAGGCAUGUGCGCUGAAGAACUACGCAAACUACAAGUACCAUAUAGAUUAAGCAGAAAAGCCAAAAGCAAAGUAUGGAAGAACAUCCCCAACGAUGAACACUGGCUGACGUUCAAUUUGGAGAUGCUUAGUGUAGAGCCGUAUUCGCACAGUCGACAGUUCAAGUUUUUGGAUGUUGAGGAGAAAGGAAGACUGACAGAGGCCGGACUCUUGAAAUGGCUGGAUCACAUGAAAGAUUUUGGCAAGACGUGGAGAAACGAAGAUAUUGAUAAUGUUAUAGCUGUUAGAUAUUAUAUCAAGUACUUUGACGCUAAUGGUGAUGGUUCUAUCGAUUUGUUGGAGUUCAAGAAAGUUAUGGAAAGAGAUGAAGCCGAGAUGCUACAAAAGAAGUCAAAAGCAAAGGGUCGUAAACGUGAUCCUGGUGUUGCAUGGAUACUCGAUUUUGAUAAUGACGGCAUUGCAAGCUAUAAAGAAGUUGACGAUGCACCCGAUUUGCUGGAAAAAGGUCCAACGCGAUUGCCCGUGUUCAAGGACGAGUUGUGAUAUAGCUGCUCCUUCAUUCUUUUCGCU
Molecule: messenger RNA, 918 nt
Organism: Cylicocyclus nassatus
Lineage: Eukaryota; Metazoa; Nematoda; Chromadorea; Rhabditida; Strongylidae
Source: the annotation of a GenBank genome assembly